Messenger RNA from Limulus polyphemus (Atlantic horseshoe crab), 3522 nucleotides. RefSeq names its product dystrophin-like. Lineage: Eukaryota; Metazoa; Arthropoda; Merostomata; Xiphosura; Limulidae. Gene Ontology annotation, cellular component: plasma membrane. Gene Ontology annotation, molecular function: zinc ion binding; protein binding. Gene Ontology annotation, biological process: synaptic signaling. The transcript is spliced from 22 exons. The record is from RefSeq and is a predicted model, not a curated record. The coding region runs from base 627 to 3503 and encodes 958 amino acids.
UUAGGUUUUAAACAUGAGGUGGAAGGCUAAGUAUUAACAUGUAACCAUCCUGUCGCAGAAGAUUAUUGAUUUAGUAGUUUUUGUUCCCGCUUCCCCUCGUGCAAAGCACAACGCGCACGAACAGUUCCAUUCGGCGUCUGAAUUCAAGCAGUUAGACCUGGCGUACGUAGGUGAAAAACUGGCGCGUGCGAGUGCUUCUUGCUAUGUUGUAGUCUCUCAGACUACAAUAUCGGACAACAAAUAGUCAGUAGGCAGCUUUUCCUCGCCAUUUCGAUUAGGCCCCCUUAUUUUUUUCUUCUCUCUCCGACAGAAGCUACCGUGCAGCCUUUCUAUCUCUGAUUUCUAGGUCGCAUUGAUAGUAUCAGCAAGUACGGGGUUCAUACAGCUUUGCACUGAGAAUCCUGUCACGUGUAGUAGAAGCCGUGGAUAUCGCCUAGCCAUCAGAGGCUCCUGAAGAAAGUGAUCUAUGCCGGGCUCUGAGUUACACUCACGUAGGAGCUGUAAAUUGUCACAGAUCAAGCUUUAGCGGCAUUCGAACCGAUAUUACAAACGGUUAAGGACAAUCUACGGAACUUCAAUACUGGACGUCAGCACACUUAUCGUGGAACGGCCGUGAAAUCUAGAUUAUGGCACAACUUCGACAGGAAAAGGUCGGUGGCAAAGCACCAGGAAUGCAGCGAAAGCGCCAUCUGUUGGAAGGAAUUAUGAUUGACAGGCACAGCUUUGAAGACCGGAAGCGUGACAUUGAGAAUUGGCUAGAUCGAACCGAAUCUAGAGUAAAAAGACUGCCACCUGUAGGCCAAACUUUGGAUGUUCUUGAGGUGCAGGUGAAAGAACAAAAGGUUCUUCAGAAUGAGCUUCAUCAGUGGAAGCCUGCAGUGGAAAGUUUAAGUCGAUUAGCUGAUAAACUGGCGAGUGACAAUCCUCAUGAUGACAUGUCACGACUACAAGAUGUAGCAGAUGAAGUUUAUCAAAGAUAUGCAGAACUAUCUUCCCGUCUUCAAGCAAGAAGCAAAGCCUUACAGAACGCCCUCAAUUCGCUGCAACAGCUGGAUAAAGCGCUAGACAGGUUCUUGGCUUGGCUGUCAGAAAUGGAAUCCACAUUCGAAAUGUUGGACUCUGAAGCAGAGAAGUAUGGACCGCGAGAAGAUAUGCAGCAAGUCAGAGGAUGGCCAGAACAAGUCAGAGAGCUUCAACGGGAAAUAGAGAGUCAACGUGACCUCCACUUGACUCUCAACGAGCGAAGCGGUCAACUGCUUCAAAGUUUGGAAAGCCAAGAUGAUGCCCUGCUGCUUCGGCGGAAACUGGAAGAGAUGAACCAACGUUGGAACGCUUUGCGUCUCAGAACUGUCUCUCUCAGGAACCGUCUUGAGAGCAAUGCAGAGCAGUGGAACCAGUUACUUCUUUCCUUGCGAGAACUUACCGAAUGGGUCAUAAAGAAAGAAACUGAACUUGCCGCUCAACCCGCUCUUGGUGGUGACGUCACCAGCAUUCUCAGACAGCAAGACGAACAUCGUGCAUUCCGGAGACAACUAGAUGACAAGCGCCCUGUUAUAGAGAGUAGCUUGUUGGCGGGAAGACAGUAUGUUGCGAAGGAACCACCGCUCUCAGAUACCAGUGAUUCUGAAGCCAAAGAUUACGAGACUGAUAGCAGAGGAUAUCGGAGUGCCGAAGAGCAAGCGAGGGAAAUAACGCGAAGCAUUCGCAGAGAAGUGAAAAAAUUGUCGGAUAAAUGGACCGCACUUUUAGCUCACACUGAUCAGCGACAUAAGUGGAUGGACGAUGUUUUAACGAAAAUGCAACUCCUUCAACGAAUCAUGGAGGAAAUGAACUGUCGGCUUCAGGCAGCUGAAGCAACCAGAGCUAAAUGGCCUCCGAUAUCGGAUUUCGUGUUAGAUCAAAUGCAACAGCACUUGGAUGAAGUUCUGGAUUUUAAAGAGCGUGUGAUGCCACUCCAACAGCAUCUAGAUAAAGUAAAUGAAGCAGCAGCUCGCAUAACAGGUUGCAAUGUUCUCCUCUCACAUGGUAAUCUUAAUCGACUUGAAGAACUGAACACCAGGUGGCGACUUUUACAUCUAGCCAUUGAGGACCGGCGUAAAAGGCUCCAAGCCGCAAUGAAAGACCAGAGCUCGGCACAAGAGUUUUUGAAAGCUUCAGUAGAAGAACCAUGGGAACGAGCUGUUUCAGGAAACAAAGUACCUUAUUACAUUAACCAUUUAUCAGAGACAACACAUUGGGACCACCCUAAAAUGAUUGAUUUAAUGGAAUCCUUAGCUGAAUACAAUGAAGUCAGAUAUUCUGCAUACAGGACAGCUAUGAAACUACGCAUUGUGCAGAAACAGUUAAGUUUGGAUUUGAUAAACUUGAACAAUAUCAUCAAUGCAUUUGAUCAGCAUGGCCUUCGAGCUCAGAAUGAUAAGCUGAUCAGUAUUACAGAAAUGAUCACCUGUCUUUCAACAAUAUAUGAAGGUGUAGCCGGUGAAUCUGCUUCUUCAGUCAACAAACCUCUUUGUAUAGAUCUGUGUUUAAACUGGCUCUUGAAUUUGUUUGACACUUCUACCAGAACAGGUUACAUUCGCAUUCUGUCCUUCAAAGUUGGCAUAGUACUACUCUGUCAAGGGACCCUCGAGGAUAAGUUUAGAUAUUUGUUCCGAUUGAUAGCUGAUGUAAAUGGUUGUGCUGAUGAACGGAAACUUGGUCUUCUGCUACAUGACUGUGUACAGAUUCCUAGGCUGUUGGGUGAAGUAGCAGCUUUUGGAGGAAGUAAUAUUGAACCUAGUGUGAGAAGUUGUUUUGAAAAGGGAGGAAACAAGAAGGAGAUUCAAGUUACAAACUUUAUUACAUGGCUACAACAGGAACCACAGUCUCUUGUCUGGCUCCCAGUGCUACACAGGCUUGUAGCAGCAGAGAAUGCCAAACAUCAGGCGAAGUGUAACAUCUGUAAACAAUACCCAAUAGUUGGAUUAAGAUAUCGGUGCUUGAAGUGCUUCAACUUUGACCUAUGUCAAAGCUGUUUCUUCUCAGGAAGAAAAGCCAGGGGUCACAAACUAUCUCACCCUAUGCAGGAAUACUGUAUGACAACAACUUCAGGGGAAGACAUGCGAGACUUUACAAGGAUAGUUCGAAACAAAUUCAAAUCAAAACGUCAUUUUAAGAAACAUCAUCGAAUGGGUUACCUUCCUGUGCAGACUGUACUUGAAGGUGAUGACUUGGAGAGCCCAGCACCAUCCCCACAGCACUCUGUUUCUUCUAAAGAAAUGCAUUCUCGUUUGGAAUUGUAUGCCAACAGACUGGCAGAAGUAGAGUUACGUACCCAGAGUAAUUCCACACCUGAAUCAAGUGAGGAUGAACACCAACUAAUUGCCCAGUAUUGUCAGACACUCUCAGGAGAAAGUGUACUGCCUGUUCCACGAAGUCCAGCUCAGAUUAUGGCAGCCAUAGAUGCUGAUCAUCGAGAAGAAUUGGAAACAAUGAUUCACGAGUUGGAGGAAGAGAACAGGUAAAUGCGAUGUUGAGUGAGAU